Meloidogyne enterolobii is the source of this 1717-nucleotide messenger RNA. NCBI's taxonomy places the organism in Eukaryota, Metazoa, Nematoda, Chromadorea, Rhabditida, Meloidogynidae. The record is from the annotation of a GenBank genome assembly.
UGAGUGAUUAAGGGUAUAUCGGUGAUUUGUGGGAAAAAAAGGAAAAUUGUCACUUGAGCAAAUGAAUGCGGAUUUCGGGGAUUAAUAGGGAUAUCGAGGAUUUGACAAAAAAGAGUAUAAAAUAAAGAAGAGUUAACAGAGACACAGAUUAUCAUGAAAAAUUAUGAGUGAGGGUGUUUAAGAGAAUACAAGAAUAUGAGUGAUAUCAGGGGAUUUAUAUUAGAAACAUUUAGUUCUGAGGAGAUAUGGAGGAUUUGAGAAAUAAAGUGCUGAUAUAUACGGGAUAAGGGAAUAUAGACGGGCAGAGGAUUUAAGAGUAAAAUUGAGUGAUAUCGCAGAUAGCGAAGACUAACUGUGAUCAUAGGGAUUGAGGAGCCUAAAUGUGAUGGAAGGUAAAUAGUUGAUGUAUUGUGUGGAUUAAGGACAUCAAUGUUUUGGGUCUUAAUAUGUUAUCUGCGAUCAUAGGUAACAAAGAGGGAUAUAAAGCAUUAAGAUUUUCUGGUGAUUGAGAGUGAUAUAAGGUGUUACUUGGAUUAAAAUUUAACGGGGAUUCUGGCAAUGAGUAAGAGUGAUAUCAAGGUAUAUAGAGUAUAUUGAAACUAUAUCGAGAUCUUAGGGUAAUUGAACGUCUGGGGUUUAAAGGAAUUAAGAUAUUUUAAAAUGCUUCAAUUUUUUAGGAAAAAAUUGCUUAUUUCAAAACUUUUUAAAAGUUAAAACGAGCGUUUGUUCGCCGCGAAGCGGCGAACAAACGCUCGUUUUUAAGAAGCCGAACCUUCAAAAUAUUUUUAAUUUAAAAAUAAUAAACAGAACGCCAAAUUAAAUAAAUUAUGUCUCUGUCUCUCUAAAUACUAUACUCUUUCUAUUCUUUUAUUCUCAAGCAAUACUUGCUCACCCACAUAUGCCCUCAGGCAGUUUUCUAAAUUUUUCGAUAUUCAGGUUUUGCAACUUCCCGAGUUUUGUCAUCUUCAGCCAAAAUUAUUACGAAUAUUGUUAAUAAAUGAAUAAAAAUCUUAAAAAUUUGAUUUUAUUAAAAAAUUCCUCUUUAAUUUUUCAACAACAUUUUCAUUUGGGGGCGCCUCUUUGUUUUCAUUUUAUGAAAAAGCAGGUAGCAGUCGAUCCAGAAAUUGCAAAAAUACGAGAAGAACGUAAACGUCGAAAACUUGAAAAAGCAAUUUUAAAAUUAAAACAAUUUGGUAAAAAGCCAAAACCUGUAGAAGAAAUUGGAAUUGAUGUUAAAUUAAUUAAUACAUUGGAUACUCGACGACGUGAACCAGAUCCUAUUAAUGAAGAAGAUGAAAUCAAACGAAUUGUUAUUUUGAAAGAAUAUGCACGUUCGAGGGUUUUACUUGCAAACGAGAACGUUCGUUGGAUUAAAGAUGCAACAAAACGCCAGUUCCGUGCAUUGGAAGCUUUAAAAAUGGUUUCGCCCGAAUUAUAUAAAUCUGCUGUUAGCAAUGAAAAUUGUGGUUUGCCGAGUAUUAUGGAAGGUCCAUCAUUAACCCCUCCAAUUGAAGGAUAUAAAUCUCCUGAUGGUGAUUAUAAAGAUGUAACAAAACAAUGGGUUCAACCAGAAUUGCCUCUCUUAAUUAAAAAAUUUGGUGUUGGAGUACUUAUUAAAACACCAACUUUCCAAAAGAAAUUAUUGGAGCAAAGGAAAAGUCAGGAAGGUGAAAGCAAAAAAGAGGAAGAACCUAAAAAGAAGACUGCAACUGCUUGA